Molecule: messenger RNA, 1181 nt
Organism: Mangifera indica (mango)
Lineage: Eukaryota; Viridiplantae; Streptophyta; Magnoliopsida; Sapindales; Anacardiaceae
Product: ATP-dependent Clp protease proteolytic subunit 5, chloroplastic-like
Exons: 9
Coding region: 95-991 (298 amino acids)
Biological process (GO): protein quality control for misfolded or incompletely synthesized proteins
Cellular component (GO): endopeptidase Clp complex
Molecular function (GO): ATP-dependent peptidase activity; serine-type endopeptidase activity; ATPase binding
Source: RefSeq, a predicted model, not a curated record
AUAUGCGCCAGGCGCAAUUCAAAUCGCCUUUUUCCCUUCAGUUCUCUGUCGCUAAACCUCAGCUAAAACUUUCAGUUCAAUACUUACCCCGGGGAUGGCCCAAUCUUGUGCUGCUACGUCAUCUUCAAUCAGCGUCUUUGGCUCUCUCUUCCCUAACUCUCACACAGACUCUCACUCACGCUCUCUCGCUCUUCGCUUCAAUCGAUUGCGAUUCAGGAAAUCAAUUGUAUCAAGUAACAGAGGAAAGAAAUAUGGCGCUUAUGAAGUGAAAGCGUUGCUUUCAAGUGAGUUUUCAAGUAUUGAAGACUACGAAAGUUCAUGGCAAGGGAUUUGGUCUAUAAGAAAUGAUCUUGAAGUUCCAUCUUCACCGUAUAUUCCUACUUAUGCACAAGGAGAGCAGGGGCCUUCUCCAAUGGUGCAUGAGCGUUUCCACAACGUGCUCAGCCAGCUCUUUCAACAUAGGAUCAUCCGAUGUGGAGGGCCUGUUGAUGAUGAUAUGGCAAAUAUUAUUGUGUCUCAACUCCUUUAUCUUGAUGCUUUGGAACCUAACAAGGAUAUUAUCAUGUAUGUCAACUCUCCAGGAGGAUCAGUAACAGCUGGUAUGGCCGUAUAUGAUACCAUGAGGCAUAUAAGACCUGAUGUUUCCACUGUGUGUGUUGGACUGGCUGCCAGCAUGGGGGCUUUUCUGCUUAGUGGUGGCACCAAAGGAAAAAGGUACAGUCUGCCAAACUCAAGGAUAAUGAUCCAUCAGCCUCUUGGUGGGGCACAAGGAGGGCAAAGUGAUGUUGAUAUACAGGCAAAUGAAAUGCUACAUCACAAAGCAAACUUAAAUGGGUACCUCUCUUACCAUACUGGUCAAAGUCUUGAGAGGAUUAAUCAGGACACUGACCGUGAUUUUUUCAUGAGUGCGCAAGAAGCCAAAGACUAUGGGCUUAUAGAUGGUGUCAUCAUGAACCCUCAUAAGGUUCUCCAGCCAGUAGCAGAUCAGUGAAAAAGUAUUUGAACUAUUCAACUUUAACCAUGCAAUCGUAGCUCUCCUAGAGUUACUUUUAGUUAUAGUUUUUCCUAUUUGAUGAGUAUGUUUGAAUGGUACAAUCCAUGAUGCUAGUUUCAUGUAUAAGUGAUGAUCAAAUACAGUUUUGGAACUGGAGGAAAUACAAUAAUUUUGGUGUUCAUGACAA